Messenger RNA from Drosophila rhopaloa, 1583 nucleotides. RefSeq lists its product as uncharacterized. The record is from RefSeq and is a predicted model, not a curated record. Gene Ontology annotation, biological process: negative regulation of phosphatase activity. Gene Ontology annotation, molecular function: phosphatase binding. NCBI's taxonomy places the organism in Eukaryota, Metazoa, Arthropoda, Insecta, Diptera, Drosophilidae. The transcript has a single exon. Bases 8 to 1465 code for a protein of 485 amino acids.
CUUCGUUAUGAAGCGCGUUCAUGUGGACAACUACGCCCCAAAGUACUUUAGCGGCAAGUGGUCAUGGGAUUCGGAGAAAGACUGCCUCCACUUCGAGGCGCACAACGAUCUGGAGAACGCUAGGGAGCGUUUCAUCACCACCAACGGCUACAAGUUCCUGCGCACCAUGGACCAGGAGGAAGAGCUCAUCUUUCGGCAGGAAUAUGUGCGAGCGAAAACCAACAACAGUGACACGGUGGUGGUCCGGGAUAUUAGAGAUUUGGUGCUCUACCUGAUGCCCCAAGAGUUUCUAACGUACAAGUUCGUUGAUUUUAUGCACCAGCCGGAGGUGCAUUCCUUGAUCCACGCCUUGAUAAUCUACUUCGAGUACUAUUUGCGGAUGGUCGAGUUUGUGCUGAUUCGUCGCGAUGAACUUUCUGGCCUGUUGGCCCAAGUCCAGAGCGCGCAGACCAAUGAGAUGAAGCAGACCUUCUCCGUCUACUUGAGCCAGUACCGAAUGCUCGUGGCCCGCAACUACUGCCGCAUCAUCGGGGGCGAGGGCAGUAUGUCAAAGUUCUAUCACAUGAAGCCGAUAUCCAACAUUUCAGCCACGAUCCACGACAAAUACUUCCACGAGCAUUUCUUGGCCGUAGUCAUCCAAAUAAUCUGGAUCUGCAUGCAUCGCAGGGCGUACUUUGUAAUCGAAAUGGAGAUGAAUCGUCUGUUCCGCUCAGAGCACUUCGUUUCUGCCCAUCCCCAGUAUCUCAGCUUUACGCCGGCGGAGCGCAGCCUUCUCUACGGCAGGAACAGCAAGAAUUAUAAUUAUCGAAUUCAGGAAUCGCCUCUGAUCCAGGAGCUGAAGCUGGUUCCGGAGGAGGAUCUACCCAUUCUGUGGAUAGGGGAGCGCAAGUACAGGGGCUCCGACAUCCGCAUUGCCGAGAUGGAGCUCGAGUAUAUAGUGCCUGGAUCACAGCUGUCUUUAAUUGAUGUAUCUCACGGCAUCCUGGGACACCCGAAGAAGCUUUACAACACGCUUCUAAACCUGGAUUGGCCGGCUGUGCGAUACUCCAACUUUUCUGAACAGUACGACCCAUACCACAUCAUCAGGCGACCUCACCUAGCUGUUCCUAAAAUGGAUGAACUCAAGAUGCGGCAGAUGUCGGAGAGCUAUGAACACUUUUACCAGAUUAUGAAAGUUUUUGAGCCCUUCACUCACCAGCAAGUUUGCAAGUGGGUCAAACGAGACAUCCACAUCCUGUUCUUCAAGUCGGGCGGCUUGCUCACGAAUGUAGUCUCUCGCUGCGAAAAAGAGCUGGCCAGCGAAUCUAAGGGACCGAGGGUUGAUCAGAUCAUCUCUAAUUAUUUUAAAAUUAUGUCCAAGAUACGCAAGGAUGAUAAAGAUGCAGAUAGAGACAGCAUUACAACAACGCGCGGUGGAAGUGUCGCAUCGCGCUACAGCUUUAAGGCGUCGAGAAAAACUUUAUAGUUUCAUACCACAGUUGCGAAAAUUUGUAUCCGUCCAAUUGUACCAUUUCCAUGACUAUCUGAGAAUAUAUUUAAGCAAUCAUAGGCAUGAGGCUUCUCAUACCUCGUUUAUAUCAGCA